AUUAAGAUUAGCAGCAUUUGUGUUACGAACGGACGUGGGUGUACACCUCUUUUGCUAGCGCGGACGUAUAAAUUGUUUCAAAAGGUUUGUUAAUACAUACGCGUCUAAGCCGCAAUUUAUGCAAAGUUGAACGUGCGUGUUGUGCAAGCCAAUUAAAUUCAAGUGUUUAAAAUUUUUGGGCAUUUUGUGCCGCUCUUGCUCUUUUGUGUAUAUUUGUGUGUGCGUGUGUGUUUGCGCUGCCCUGCAAGUCAGUGUGUGUGCGUGUGCAUGUGCUUGUAAGUGUGUGCGUUGUGUUGGCCAAAAGCAAAACGCAAAGAGAGCCGCAACAGCAGCAGCAGCAACAGCAACAGCAACAACAAAAAAAAAAAAAAAAAAAACCAAAAUCGACAAAUGCGGUCAAAUUAAAAAAAACAAAAUAAAAACAACAAAUAAAAGUACAUAUUGGAGUCGUGCGACAACAACAACAAAAACCGAAAAUUCAACAACAGCAGCAGCACAGUGAAGCAAAAGCAAUUCCAACAAAAAGCUAAACUUGCCGAGAAAGCGUGCCGCCUUCGUUGACGCCGCUGUCGCUGCCACUGCCACUGCCGACGUCGUCGUCGUCGUUGUCGUUGCUUUCGUCGCGUGUGUGAAAAGCCGGAAAAUUGCUACUCUAGGCGUUGUCGUCACAAGGAGACUCUUUCCGUCGCCUUCGUCGUUCAUUUGUUUAUGCUGCACAGUGUGUUGUGACCGUGUGUUUCUUCUGCGAAUUGCAUGUGUUUUUAACCUUAUCAACGGCGCCAGCUUAUCAGCCACAUUUCUCUGAUUGUUGCGAACAAAAUUCCAAAAACUGCAUACUUAACCUAAGUAUUAAGCAAGUUUCAACGUAAAAACAAACAAGAUAACUGCGACUUUGUCUGUGCAGCAUUCAAGAUAAACGUAUCAGCGCUUUGCCCAAAAGCCAUCCAAUCAAGCAUAAGGUUUUUUCUUUGGCAUCCACAACAUCAAAGGCAACCAAGAUAUUCUCUGUAUUUUGCCAAAAUCCAAAUUUGCAAAACUAAAUGAAGCCUGUGUCUGCAACUGUGCCAAAUACCUCAACGCUGGAUCAUAGACGACGGCCUCAAAUUAAUCAGCCUGCUCUUGAUUUGCAAGUUUGAAAAGCCUUAAAGUUCCUCAAUAAUAACAACAAUAAGAAUAACGAUUGUCAGCUGCGAUUUCCGUGCAAGUUGAAAGGCAACCCAAAACACAAGGAAAGAGAGAGAGAGAGAGAGAGAUAAAAAGAGUGAGCGAAAGCGGAAAGUGGAAGGAACUUUGUGUAAUUUUUUGAGAGCGCCAAAGGAUUCAUUAAAAAACCGCCAACCUGGAACUAAUGGAAUUAGAGAAUAUUGUGGCCAAUACGGUCUACUUGAAAGCAAGAGAAGGUGGUUCGGACAGCAACAAAGGAAAGAGUAAAAAAUGGCGCAAAAUAUUACAAUUUCCACACAUAUCGCAGUGCAUCCACCUGAAAGACAAAUUAGACAUAAGCUAUGGCUACGUGAUAGAUCAACAGCCCAUUGGUCGUGAGCUCUUUCGUCAGUUCUGUGAGAACAAAAGGCCCGUCUACUUUCGCUACAUCUGUUUUCUGGAUCAGGUGGUGAAAUAUGUGCUAAAUAUUUCCAGAUAUGAAAUCGAGUACAUUGUGAAUCGUAUAUUCAUUGGACAUGAUAUCGGUCGGCGAUUCUUGGACAUUGAACCGCAGCUGGAGUUGCGCAAUGGUGGCGAAGGCGACGGUAGCGAUGCCCUGGACCAGGAGACGCGGGAGGAGCUGCUGCUGAACAGCAGCAAUGCCAAUCCAACUGAAACAGCUGAGACUGAAAACUGCAACAAUACCACCGCCAACAACUGCAAGAACAUCAACAGCAGCAGUAAUCACAAGAAACUUCAGCUAAACGACACCCACAAUCACAAUGGCGAUGAUGCAACGUUGAACGGUGGCGGCGGUGAGGGCGACGAGGGCGUUGAAUGCGAGGACAGUCAGGAUGCUGAAAAGGGUGGAGCAUCUGGCACCGGAUCGGGCUCUGAUGAACUGGUACUCGAUGUGCUCAACGAUGAUCUCAUUGCACAAGUGCGCAAUAAACUGAACAGCGGUGGCAAGGAUCUCUUUGCCCAUUGUGUGAAGGCAGUGAAGGCAUUCCUAGCCGGCGAACCAUUUCGCGAAUUCGAGAACUCAAUGUAUUUUCAUCGUUACUUGCAGUGGAAAUGGCUCGAGGCUCAACCAAUCACAUACAAAACGUUUCGCAUGUACCGAGUGCUCGGCAAGGGAGGCUUCGGUGAGGUCUGCGCCUGUCAGGUGCGAGCCACUGGUAAAAUGUACGCGUGCAAAAAGCUGGAGAAAAAGCGCAUAAAGAAGCGAAAGGGGGAGUCCAUGGUGCUCAUCGAGAAGCAAAUACUGCAAAAAAUCAACUCACCAUUCGUUGUCAAUCUGGCCUACGCAUACGAGACAAAGGAUGCCCUCUGCCUCGUGCUGACCAUAAUGAAUGGCGGCGAUUUGAAAUUUCACAUUUACAACAUGGGCGGCGAUCCGGGAUUUGAAUUGGAGCGUGCCAGAUUCUAUGCAGCCGAAGUGGCCUGUGGUCUGCAGCAUUUGCACAAACAGGGAAUUGUCUACAGGGACUGCAAGCCGGAGAACAUAUUGUUAGACGAUCAUGGCCAUGUGCGCAUCUCCGAUCUGGGCCUGGCUGUCGAGAUACCCGAGGGCGAAAUGGUGCGAGGACGCGUCGGCACUGUGGGCUAUAUGGCGCCGGAGGUUAUUGACAAUGACAAAUAUGCAUUCUCGCCCGAUUGGUUCAGUUUUGGCUGUCUGCUCUAUGAAAUGAUCGAGGGUCAAGCGCCGUUUCGCAUGCGCAAGGAGAAAGUGAAGCGCGAAGAAGUCGACAGACGCGUCAAGGAGGAUGCCGAAAAGUAUUCGAGCAAGUUUAGUGAUGAAGCCAAAUCAAUGUGCCAACAGCUAUUAGCUAAAUCGAUAAAGCAACGAUUGGGUUGCCGCAAUGGACGCCUGGGAUCUCAGGAUGUGAUGGCGCAUCCAUUCUUUCACUCCACCCAGCUUAAUUGGCGACGCUUAGAGGCUGGCAUGCUUGAGCCGCCAUUUGUGCCAGAUCCGCACGCCGUCUACGCCAAAGAUGUGCUCGAUAUUGAACAGUUCUCGACCGUUAAGGGCGUCAAUAUCGAUGAAUCGGACACGAAUUUCUAUACGAAAUUUAAUACGGGCUCUGUUUCCAUUUCGUGGCAAAAUGAAAUGAUGGAAACGGAAUGUUUUCGGGAGCUGAACGUCUUUGGUCCUGAGGAAUGCCCCACGCCGGAUUUGUUGAUUAAUGCCAUACCGGAGCCCGACAAGGCGGGUUGUUUUCCCUUUAGACGCAAGAAGAAGCAACCGGCUCGCACACAGCCCAUUCCCAUUCCUGAGCACCUGCUAACCACUAGUCACAGCGUCUCAUCGACGACGGUCGAGAGCUGAUAGCAUAGAUUAGUUAAAGUCCAAACGCCUAACGUACAUAGCACAUAGCACACUAAUUGAGAGCCCCACCACGCAAAGUAAUCCCCUCCAGAUUUUGGGAAUACAGCGCAAAAAAAAGCACAACUGAAACUCAUUGCAAUAAUUACACACUCACACACUCGAACAUGAAUAAAGCGAGGGGCAAAAGGAGCAUUCUAUAAUUUUAUGAUUGGAUUUUUACACAAGUUUUCUAAUGAAAAUAAUCAAGUGUGUCACCCCUAACUAAAAAUAUAUUCAUAAAUGUUUACAACAAAUUAAGAAAAAACAAAACAAAAAGACUCACGCACCGAGAAGUUUGGAAAAGAGAAGCAGACGUUAGGUCGUUAAUUGAUGGUAUACCAUAUAUUAUACCAUACUAACUGAUUAUACGAGUAGGAUUAUGUGGUAAUUAAAACAGCUUCAAAGCGAAUACUAAAACCUAAACCUAAACAUAAAAGUAAAAUUAAAGCCGCAAGCCAAAUUGGGCCGUCAGUUUGUCAUAGCACCUAAAGUAAUGUUACUUAAAAAUGCAUAUGCAAAAUAAAUAUAAACUAAAUAUAAUUAAUAUACACACGCAUACUUGCAUACAUAUACAUAUACAUUUAUAUAGAAGGCAAUCUAGAGGCAAUGCCAGAAUAACAAUGUAAUAUUUGUAAAGUAGUUUUGUGCUCAACGUGUUUUUGCAAGGGGAGCCUCAAGUGGUUUAGUUAGCAAUGUGUAAGUCAGUUAAGCAAAUGACAUGAAUACUCGAAAAACUUUAAUGCAUUUUUAUUAAAAAAUACUUAACAUACAUAAAUACAUACACACACAUGAAUAAAUAUAUAUAUUUAAUGAAUGUAAAUGUGUGUACAAACAUACAUAUUAUACAUAGAUACAUACUAAGAAAUUGAAUGUACAUUUUUUACCUACUUUUAUUGCCGCACACUUUUCCUACGCUUUUUCAAUACAUUUUUCUGUUGCCUAAGUUUAAGUUGACUGCAAUUCGUCAUUAGGGUUUUGAGAACGUGAUUAAUGAUAUUUGUUUUGUCAUGCAAUAUGUAAUAAUAUCCAUAAGUAUAUAAAUAUAUAUAUAACUUUGAUGCCAGCUAAUGCUAAUCAAGAGACGUCAGCUAGUUUUUAAGAUAAACUGAAGUAGAGAAAAUGAGAGUUUUGUGUAAAUGUGUAGUGUAGGCAUUUUUGUAAUUAGCAAACAAUACAAUACAAAGCAAACAAAUUUGAGAAUU
Messenger RNA from Drosophila innubila, 4713 nucleotides. RefSeq names its product G protein-coupled receptor kinase 2 (gene Gprk2). The record is from RefSeq and is a predicted model, not a curated record. The transcript has 13 exons. Gene Ontology annotation, molecular function: ATP binding; G protein-coupled receptor kinase activity. Gene Ontology annotation, biological process: protein phosphorylation; regulation of signal transduction; signal transduction. The coding region runs from base 1349 to 3472 and encodes 707 amino acids. Gene Ontology annotation, cellular component: cytoplasm. Lineage: Eukaryota; Metazoa; Arthropoda; Insecta; Diptera; Drosophilidae.